UUCAUGGUUUUUGCAGGGGGGAGCUAACAUUACAUGGGAGUGAAUUAGGAGUGAUGACAUUGUUUGUAAGCAGCAGCUGAGUGCACCUUUACAUCUGCCUCUGAGGCCGGACGGCUAUUCACCUGUCCGAGCCGCCGCAGAUGGAGCAGCCGGACAAAAGGGGGGCAGACAGAUAAAACCCUAUCCAGAGCUGAGCCUGCGCUGCUGUUGACACUUUGAUAUCUAUAAUAGCUCUCAGGUUUCCUGCUUGUUUCAGAGGAAAUUAGGGAUUGAUUCUGGAUCAGACGGGGGGUUCUGGGUUUCCACUGUCAGCCAGGAUGUGGAUCCAGAGGAAACACUGUGAUAUCUGAGGAAAGUCCACCAAGAUUGACAUGGAUUAAGGAGCAAAUGAUUUCCAAGUAUGCAGCUUGCAUUACUUCUAGCUGGAAAGUGGAAUUAUCUGUGUGCUGCUAAAACUGUGGGAUUUCUGAAAUAUCCACCACUUCUACCAAGACUCAGAUGGAGAAAAAGUACCCAGCAAUUGCAGGAAGAGAGAAAGGGCCAGGACCUGGGCGCUAUGGGCUUCCUCCCACUAUUGGAUUUGUUGGCCACGACUUCACAAAGCCAACCAGCCCUGCCUACUCCUUCCACGGCCGGAUGAGUGAUAAUAUGUACCGUGUUGAUUCCAGUCCCGGGCCUCGAUAUCACGUCGAUGCAAAGAUUACUCGCUAUGGAAAGGACGGUACGCCUGCAUACUCAAUGUUGGGCAGAAUGAAAGCACAGAAAGAGCUGUUCCACACACCUGGACCUGGAGCCUACAGUCCUGAGAAAGCCCCCCCAUGCAACCUGCAGCGUAGACCCCCAUCCUACACCAUGGGAGCUCGAACACACUACCGCAGCACUGAUGCAGUUCCUGCUCCCAACAAGUACUCUCUGCCUCCCCUCAUGGGCUCUCAAAUCCCGAACAAACCAGCCAGCGCAAGCUACACCAUGUCAGGUAGUUUCAGCACAGGGGGACCGUCUGUGGAUUUAGCCAAGACCCCCGGGCCUUGUGGCUACAACAGUACGGACCCGAGUGUUUAUCUGACCAAACAGCCGGCGUUUUCAAUGUUGGGGCGUCACAACUUACCCAGAGACAGCACCAAGAAGCCAGGUCCAGGAACUUAUAAUCCAGAGAAAGUCACAGUUCACAAGGCCCGAGCACCAGCCUACUCCCUGGGAAUCAGACACUCUGAGUUUGUCACCCCACUAGUUGUCAGUGUUUCCGACUGAGAAAAUGACAAAUAUUAUUCGUAAUGUGAAAAAAAAAAAAAAAAAUCCAAUGGUCAAACGUAUAUGAAUACAUAUAUUUUAUUUUGUUCUUUGGGUAACAAAGAACUUGAAGAAUCAAUCAUAACUGAGUGACAAAAUUUACAAUAUCUAGAAAUAAUAUAUGCAUGUAGUACAAACAAGCUUAAAGAACAGAAAAUAUACAAAUAUAGAAAGUUAUGGGCUAAAUAAAUAAAACCCAAUACUCGAACGACAGCUCAGUAAAUAAAUCAGUUUUGACAAAAUGACAUAAACAGAUAUUUUUAAGUGUGCUAAAAGUGUACAGUUGACAGGCAGACUUUCCCUUUCAUACUGUCAAAAGGUUAUCAUUCACAGCCGUUUCUCAUUACCUCUAAAAAAUUUCUACGCAA
Molecule: messenger RNA, 1658 nt
Organism: Amphiprion ocellaris (clown anemonefish)
Lineage: Eukaryota; Metazoa; Chordata; Actinopteri; Pomacentridae
Gene: cimap1d
Product: outer dense fiber of sperm tails 3-like 2b
Exons: 5
Coding region: 499-1251 (250 amino acids)
Cellular component (GO): cytoskeleton
Source: RefSeq, a predicted model, not a curated record